GUAGCGGUUUAUGAACGCCAUGGCGGCUCAUGCUAGCGAGCUGGAGAUUGCAAAGAAAAAUUUAACAGAUGCAAUAGGCGAUAACGUGAAACACUACUGGGCAAACCUGAAGCUAUGGUUUAAACAGAAAAUCAGCAAGGAAGAGUUUGACAUCGAGGCACGUCGUCUGUUGGCGCAGGAGAACGUCCACGUUCAUAAUGAUUUCCUCCUGGCCAUUCUGACACGAUGCCAGAUCAUCGUCUCCACACCAGAGGGCGCAGGGCCGCUGCAGUGGCAAGGUAGCUGUGCUUCAAAGCCUGGCAAACCGAAAGGGAAGAAGAAAUGUUCGUCUAGACAAAAAUUUGAUCACCGUUUCCAGCCUCAGAAUCCUCUGAGUGCAGCCCAACCUUUCAGCCCACGAGAGGUGGGAGGUGAGGAGGAGGAGCUGCGUCUGAGCGCCCACACGAUGCUGCUGCCCACCAGGGGCCAGCUGGAGGCUCGCAUGAUGGUGACUGCCUUUGAGCUGGGGCUGGAUAACGUCACAGACGAUGCCAUAAGCACCAUGAUUUACGCUGUCGAGCACCACUUGAAAGACGUCCUGACUGCUGUAAUCACGCGGAGGAAGGCGUACCGACUACGAGACGGUCAUUUCCCCUACGCGUUCGGCAGCGACGUCACGCCUCAGCCUUAUCUGAAGAACAGCCUCGCUGCUUACCACAGUGUUUCUGAAUGUCCCCCUCCAAGUGCUUCUCUCCCUGCCGGCCCACCACCGCAAGUGUCACCCGAUGAGGCUGAGCAACAAGCUGUGCACCUGCUGGCUUGUUCUGCCGACAGUCUUCCUGCUCCCCUUCCUCCAAUCAGCAUGUUCGAUCUCCUCGAGGCUUUACAGGUCCACCACGGCGUGAUGCCCUCCCACACUAUGUACGCCCUCAACAUGGAGCGCAUCCUGUCGCGGCUCUGGCACCCCAGCCACGAAGAGCUGGAGCAGGACCACGUGCACCGGCAGCGGCUGGCUGCUAAAGAGGGCAUGCUGGUCAGCUGAGAACCACUGACGCAGGACUGCAUGUGGACCGCACAUACAACCAGAACACAAAAACAGUCCGCGAAUGGAAAAGAAAGACCUCGUAAGACCUGGAAUAUCGCACCUGUGUUGCACAGAAAGACGGAGGAUGAGUGAAGAGAGAUGAUGCUUGUGCAGCGAUCACAGAUUGGGCAGUGAACUUCAGCGACCGGCCAAUAGCUGGCAAACUGUCACUGUAGCUGCUUUACUGUGUCUGCGCUGCCGGCCAUAUUGGUUGGCAGAAAACCAUUAUUUUGAAAAAUUCUGUUCCUUUUGUUUAAUGUUGAGAAUAUAAUUUAGUAGGAAAAAAAUAUAUUGUCUGUGUUUAAUUUUACCAGCAGCUAAAAUAAGGUUCCCACCAAGGUUACACAGUAUGUGAGAAGCUUUCAUCGACUAAAACACGAUUGCAGUUUAUCUUGUUUGUGUUGUCAGAUAUGAAGAGUACAGAACAGCUUCUAUCUAACUGUGGGUACAUGACUGGGUCACAACAUACUGCACUGUAUGAAAGAUUACAGAUAUUUAAACAGUCAUAUAAGGCUUCGACUUCACAUGCAGGUGUUUUGAAUGAAGAGCUGAUUGGAUCUCAUGUCAGGUUGAGGAGAGUUAUGUGACUGAAUAAACAUAUAAACGCA
Stegastes partitus (bicolor damselfish) is the source of this 1671-nucleotide messenger RNA. It is a transcript of the gene tada1, whose product is annotated as transcriptional adaptor 1. Gene Ontology annotation, biological process: regulation of transcription by RNA polymerase II. The coding region runs from base 11 to 1021 and encodes 336 amino acids. Lineage: Eukaryota; Metazoa; Chordata; Actinopteri; Pomacentridae. Gene Ontology annotation, molecular function: transcription coactivator activity. Gene Ontology annotation, cellular component: SAGA complex. The record is from RefSeq and is a predicted model, not a curated record. The transcript is spliced from 8 exons.